Molecule: messenger RNA, 1905 nt
Organism: Meloidogyne enterolobii
Lineage: Eukaryota; Metazoa; Nematoda; Chromadorea; Rhabditida; Meloidogynidae
Source: the annotation of a GenBank genome assembly
AUGAGUAUAGCAGAAAUGUCUAGUGAUGAUAAUUCUGAUAAAGAGUGCCCCUUGUGUAUGGAGGCCUUUGACCUUGAUGACUUUAACUUUUUUCCAUGCAAUUGUCAAUAUCAAAUUUGUAGAUUUUGUUGGCAUCGGAUCAGAACGAAUGAGAAUGGACUUUGCCCGGCCUGUAGACAAUCUUACCCAGAAGAUCCAGUCAACUUUCAGCCACUUUCUAGCGCAGAAGUUCACAAAAUUAAGACAGAGAAAAAGCAAAAAGUUUUACAACAGAAAAACAAAAUUAUUGAAGACAGAAAACAUUUGUCAGAAUAUAGAGUGCUUCAGAAAAAUUUGGUUUAUGCAGUUGGGAUAAGUCAGCGUAUGGCGAAUCCUGAACUUUUGAAAAAGCCAGAAUUUUUUGGAAAAUUUGGCAAGAUCCUCAAAGUUGCAGUUGGUACCGCUCAAGCAAUAAACAAUUCGACACCUCCGACACACACUGCCUAUGUGACAUUUGCUCGUUGUGAAGAUGCACUUAGAGCUAUUCAAGCAGUUAAUAAUAUGGUUGUUGAAGGCCGUCUGUUGAAAGCGUCGUUAGGCACAACUAAAUAUUGCUCAAGUUUUUUGAAGGGACAGACUUGUUAUAAACCGGAAUGUAUGUAUUUACAUGAGGUGGCAGAUGAAAAAAUUAGCUUUACAAAGGAGGACAUGCAUCAAGGAAAACACACAGAAUAUGAACGCCGAUUGCUCGAACAUAUGUUUGCCUUGUUUGGAAUUCAAGGUUCAACGGGUUUUAAUCAGCAACAACAACAGACUUCUACGUGCAGAGAAUUGGUGGUGGCAAGAAAUCGUGCGAGAGUGAUGACAUCGGGAGGAGAGCAAUUGGAAAAGAAGCGUCCUACAAGCGGUUCAGUUGAAAAUUUGCCAAAAAUGAUAUCACAACAAAUUAAGCAGAAAAAAGGAAAUGAUGAUACAGUUUUAACACAGAAGAUACAACAACAACAGCAAAAACCAUUAACAAUUAAUGGAGAUGUUUUAAAUAAUAAUAAUUUUGAAAAAUCAAAUAAUUCACAACAACAAAUGUUGCUGCAAAAUAAUAAUAACAAAAUGUCUUCUUCAUCAACAUCAACAACACCAUCUCCGCCAACAUUUGUUGCUGUUUCUCAAAAUGUUUUGAUUCAACAACAACAUCAACCACCAAAUUCUUCUACAAUUAAUUCGUUUGUUGAUGAUGAUGAUUUGGGAUUUGAUCCUUUUGAAGAAUCAGCAAAAGCCUUGAAAGAAAUUAUGCAAGAAGAAAAGAAGAAUUUUGUUAUUCCACAACCAUCACAACAGCAAAUUUAUAUGAAUGGCGGAGACAAAUAUACUAUUAAUGGUACUAGUAGUAGUAGUCAUACAACAGAGAAUUCAUUUUACAAUAAUAAUAGUAAUCCAAUAAUAACUUCAAAUAAUCAUCAUCAUCCUUCACUUUAUACAACAACAACAGCACAACAGCAACAACAUCGCCAUCAUCUUCAACAACAAUUACAACAUCAUUCCAGUGUACCAAUGAUGACUUCAAUGCCAGGAUUACACCAACAACAACAGACUCAGAACCACCAAAAUUAUCAUCAAAAUAAUGGUAAUUUUCAUCCAUCAAAUUUUCAUCCUCAGCAACAGCAACAAGGAGGUUAUCUUCAACAGCAACAUCAGAAUUUUAAUUUUCAACAAAAUAAUUUUCAAAAUCAUUCAAAUUUUGGUGGUGGUGGUGGAAGUUUUAAUUAUGGUUCUUCUUCAACAAUUUUAACAACAAAUGAUGGAAGUGGUGGAAGUGGACGACAGCAACAGCAAAAUCCAAACAAUCAUCCAAACAAUAAUCAUAAUACUUGGUUGCCUGUUCCACCAGGAUUUUCUCCGCGUUCAUCAACGGGUUCAUCAGGAUUUUGA